Schistocerca nitens (vagrant locust) is the source of this 1194-nucleotide messenger RNA. RefSeq lists its product as uncharacterized. The record is from RefSeq and is a predicted model, not a curated record. Bases 1 to 1194 code for a protein of 397 amino acids. The transcript is spliced from 6 exons. Lineage: Eukaryota; Metazoa; Arthropoda; Insecta; Orthoptera; Acrididae.
AUGGGACAGUUGCAGGCCGUGAGUGUUGAGCCGGGGUCGGCACGACGUCAGCCUAUCGUCCCUGUUGGGAGUGGUCGUGUUGGCCCUGGUCUUCAUCCUGCUGCUGUGCAGAGCGCCGCGCUGGUGGUCGCGCUGCGGCCCGUGGACGGCGGUCCGUCUCGGAGGCGGGAGCCCGUGCAACAGUGGCCGGCUUCGGCGCAGACUGCAACUGCCUACUGCCCGACUGCAACUGCCUACCGCCAGACUGCAACUGCCUACCGCCAGACUGCAACUGCCUACCGCCAGACUGCAACUGCCUACCGCCAGACUGCAACUGCCUACCGCCAGACUGCAACUCCCUACUGCUGGACUGCAACUCUGCUACUACCAGACUGCCACUGCCUACUGCCCAGCGUGCUUCCUGAGGACGCUCGCCACCGCCAGACUGCAACUGCCUACUGCCAGACUGCAACUGCCUACCGCCAGACUGCAACUGCCUACCGCCAGACUGCAACUGCCUACCGCCAGACUGCAACUGCCUACCGCCAGACUGCAACUGCCUACCGCCAGACUGCAACUGCCUACCGCCAGACUGCAACUCCCUACUGCUGGACUGCAACUCUGCUACUACCAGACUGCCACUGCCUACUGCCCAGCGUGCUUCCUGAGGCUUUAUUUCAGAAUGAUUGCGUGUUUAUCAGCUUUGGUAGUUGCGAGGCAACGCCGCCAGUGCUGGCGAGGCGCGCGUCUACGAGACGAGAAGGCAGGCAGCUGUCCGCCCCCAGCGCGCUAGUCAGCAGUCAGUCUUCGGGCUGCCCGCAGGCGGUGUUUGGCGAACUGACGCAGGCGGGGGCGACGGACAGGCAGGCAGGUGUGCCCUUUCUGCCCAGCCUUCAGACGGCCACCCACUAUGAUGGAGCAGCCGCUGCCUACGGGACCGCCGCCGCCGCCGCCGCCGCCGCCGCCGCCAACAUAAGCGGAACCGGCGGACAGCGGCCGGCAGCCCCUGGCCCACUUGCUGUCGUGUGGGCGGCGGCAGCAGAAAUAGCGCGCAAGCCGGGAAUACCCGCCAUCGGGCGUGACCGCCGCUUCUGCCCCUUAGCAACUCAGCUAGUGUGGAAGCAACGCUCAAAUGAAACAAAUGCGCGUUACACGAGGGUUGCUAGAGAAGAACAGCUGAUACACGUGUUCCACGGUCAAAAUGUUCUGCCAUGA